ACCCGCCCGCGGCCGCCCACCUGGCGCCUGCGGCCUGUGCCGCCCCGGAGCCGGUAGCUCGUCCCGCCUCACUAGCAGCAGGUCUGUGAAUCAAGUGUGUGUGGAAAAAUCACUUAUAUUCAGAACUAAUAUUCCUUAUCAUACUGAUACCAUCGCUGUCUCUGAUGGACCAGAUCUGUUCUGUGUGCAGCUGGAUGACCGUAAGUAACUUUUUUUUUUUCCAUUAACCUGAUUCUAAUAUAGCCUCUGCAUAGGGAAUCUCUUCUGAAACUUGUGUUAUAGUUGUUACUAAUUAUUUUGGCUACUGUAGUUCCAUACCAUGUUGCAUCAUGCUGAACAGUAAAGCUGGGGGGGAGUUAGCCAGAUAAAUGUAGUUGGCCAUCUAUUUAUCUCAGCUAAUGAGUUCUAAAUUUCUCAUAGUUCCGUCUUUUCUGAUUCUCUCCUACAUCCCCCUGUGAGAGAUAGUGAGUGAAUAGCUUUGUGGUGCUUAGCUGCUUGCUGGGCUAAACCACAUGGAACUCUUAGGGACAGCUGGGAGUACUGGAUAUUUUCAGAAUACAUAAAGUACUUCUAAAAGCAUUUCUGUUUCUUGUAUCAGCUUCUCAGAAUAGCAGCUUCAUCAUUAGUCUUUGUAGGUAUUGGAAGAAUAUUGCUCAAUUUCUGUUCGUAAAUCAGUAGCAGAACAAAUAUGAAAAUGCACUUUAAAGUCGCAAGAACAGUUAUCCACUAACCUGCCUCUUAUUUACUGAAUUACUUAGUUUAGUUUUGUCUGGUCUCAGAUAAAUUGCUUCAAGUUCUUUUAUUGCUUUUUCCCCAGGAUUAGCCUUUAGUAGUUUGUGCAUUUUCUUGAGAAAACUGAACUAUAAACAAGUCAUGUAUCAUUUUUUUUCUCCAAAAAGCUUGAAUAUAUUAAGUUUUGAUGCAGAAGGCUUUUUUCUCCAUUUCCAGGUAUAUUUUGCAUUACAUAACACUUUUUCUGUGUUGUCAAUUAUUCCGCUUUGAUAAUUGAAGGAUACAUAAAAGAAGACAAGUGUGUGAAAGUAGCAUGUGUUUUGUGUUACUGUGUAAUGAUUAUAACCUCAAGCAAAUAAGAAAGCUAUUCUUGUUACCUAUUUUUGUAAAACUUCUAGGAACUUACUAUUUCUUGGGCCUUUGGGCAGGUGUAUUCUUUGCUGAGUAAAAGACUGCCUGGAUGGCCAGGCCUGGAGAGUGGUAGUGAAUAGAGUUAAAUCCAGAUAGUGACUAGUCACUGGUGUGACGUUCACCAGGGGAUCAGUAUUGGAGCCACCCUGUUUAAUAUCUUUAUUGAUUAUCUGGACAAGAGGCUUGAGUGCACAUUCAGUAAAUGUGCAGAUGACACCAAGUCAAACUGCUUGAGAGUAGGAAGACCCUACAGAGGGAUCUGGAUAGGCCAGACUGAUGGGCUGAGUCCAAUUAUAUGAGCUUUAACAAGACCAAGUGCCAGGUCCUGCACUUCAGUCACAGCAUGCAUCACUACAAGCUUGGGCAGAGUGGCUGGAAAGCUGUGUGGAGAAAAAGGAUCUUGGGGUGUUAGUUGACAGCAAGCUGAACAUGAGCCAGCAGUAUGCCCCAGUGGCCAAGAAGGCCAAUGGAAUCCUGGUGUGCAUCAGAAAUAGUGCGGUCAGCAGGAGCAGGGAGGGGAUUGUUCCUCUAUAUUUGGCACUGGUGAGGCUGCAUCUUGAGUGCUGUAUUCAGUUCUUGGCCCCUCACUGGAAGAAGACAUCGAGGCCCUGGAUCACAUCCAGAGAAGGGCAACAAAACUGUGAAGGAUCUGGAGCACAGGUCUUACGAGGAAUGGCUGAGGGAACUGGGAUUGUGUAGUCUAGGGAAGAGAAGGCACACCUUAUCACUGUCUACAACUCCCUGGAAGGAGGUAAUGAGGUAAGGGUCAGCCUCUUUUCCCAGGUAACAGCAAUAGGGUGACAGGCGAUGGCUUGAAGUUGUGCCAGGGGAGGUUUCAGUUGGGUAUAAGGAAAACUGUCUUCUCCAAUGGAGUGGUGAUGCAUUGGAACAGGCUGCCCAGGGAGGUGGUGGAGUCACCAUUCCUGAAGGUUUUCAAGAGGAGGGUAGAUGUUGCACUGAGUUUCAUUGUCUAGUGUGGUCACAAGCAUGGGUUUAUGGUAGAUCAUCUUUGUGGUCUUUCCAGCCUUAAUUGUUCUAUGACAUUUUGUGUCCCCCCCCCCCCCAAAAAAAGCAGUUGUUUGACUAAUGCUUUUUGUCAGAUGUAAGAAAGCUUUUAUUCCUGUUUGAUGCUUUGUCUAUUUAAGGAUUAUCUACUUUGCCCUUGGACAGCAGAAUUGCACAGAGAGCUUAAUUUCCUUCUUUUUUUUUUUUGUUCUUAAAUCAACUGGAGUAUCUGUGUCUUUUUUGGUAGUAAACUACCUAUUGGUAUGAUUUGGAAUCUUAAGUGCUUAUGAAAGGUGUCUUAUUUGCAUGCAUUUAAAAGCUUACUGUUUUAACAAGCCUAUGUGUUAUGUCAUUAAUCAUUUGUCAUUUUAUGACUUAGUGUUUUAGCAGUAAUAAUUUAAUACAUUAUAGCAUUGUGACAGUUCUGAAUAUCAACUGGCAAGGAAGACAUUACUCUGAGAUACGAGUGGGAGUUUGUCUUUUAAGGAUAUGUAUUCACAGUUCAUACUUAAGUUAAAGUUUAUUUGGCAUUAUUUUUAAUCAAUUUAAUGUUGUUUUUACUGAUUUCACAUGCUAAUAGUGUUUUGACAUAAAAAUGUCAGAUGACUGUAACUUGGACACCUCACAAAUGGAGAGCACAUUAAGAUAGUUGCCUUAAAUAACUUUCAUUAUUUCUCAAGAUCAGAUUUGUAUAUGAACACGUUUUUCAUGCAACAUUACGAAUUACUACUCAUUAUGUCAUCUUGUUCAAAGCUGGUAUUACUGUGUGUAGGGAAACUGUCAGGUUACAGCUUUAACUGGUGAUUGAGCACCUGAAGGGGUGUACCUGGCCUUGGAAGCACAGGCAAAUUGUUUGCAGCUGUGCUCCCCAAGAGACCAGAAGGGGUGGACCCAUGGUGGAGUCACCCUGACUCAUAUAAUGGCUACCUACUGAAGGAAGAACAUUUCUUGGACCUAGGCUGCUUCCUGAGAAGGAGUGCUGUAUAGCUGGCAAUCUCCUUCACCAGUUGGUGAAGUUGAACUAUUUCCGACAGCCAAAGCGUAUCAAAGAAUCUGAUUUUCUGAAGCUCUUGAAGUAUAGCAAGCACUCUUUCUUAGCACAAUCACAAGUCCAGCCAUCAUUCUCUGCCUUUUACCGAGUGAGUUGAAAGAAAAUACCAACUGGCUUGCAGGUAUACCUUUGCUGUAGCUGUCUGUAAUGAGACCUAAUGAGAACAAAUUCAAAGAUACUUUGUAUUUUUCUAUCCUUUGAACCAUAUUAUUUUUCAUUUCUUUUCCUUACUGUGUAAAAUGUUCCUAAUUAGUUUUCUUGUAUAUAAAAGUUUGUACAGCCCUUUAAACAAAACUGACUGUAUGCAAAGGAGAAGUUAAAGUUUGCCUCUUUGCCCUGAUGUAAUCACCCUGAACUUAGUCUUACAAUUCCACAGUAAUGUUGUCUGUAAGUUUUCCAAAUUGUCUUUUCAGGCUGGCGAUCCAAUCCUAAUCUACUUUGAUUCAUUAUCUGUACUGAGUGUGCUUAGACAGCCAGUAAAAAUGGGAGUCAGUGGACUUUGUGUAGAUGGAAAUCCAGCUGGCUUUCUGGAAAGUAAAAGCACAAGCUGUACUCGCAUUUUCACAAACCUGAGUGGGAGCUGUGUCAGUGACCCUGCCCUAAAUGCUGCCUCCUACUACCGUGACUUCUCAGUACUAAAGGUUCCGAUCAAUGACACCAUUGCAGAGUCCAUGAAGGUAAGGAUCAGUCCAAUUGGACCACCUGGAGCUCCCUACAUGGAAGAUAACGUGUGUAACAAUGCUGUUUCUGAGGUGAUCUAUGAGAUAGAGUUUAAUGGUACCUAUGGGAUUCAGAGUGUGUCUGUCCAGUUCAAAGUGACCAGCAUCUCUGGGAGUUCUGGAUUCUCACUGCAGCAGCAGCACUUCACUUUGCGUUUCUGGACCAGGAUGCUUCCUCAUACACUGCCUAGAAGUGGAAAUCCUGGCUAUAUCACUGGAGCACCACUGCUGAUUGCAAAUGAUAGUGCAGUGCAACACAUGAGCAUUCUGCAGAGCGAGGGUGAUGGAAGUUGCUCACAGUUUCUGAGACAUACAGUACGAUUUGGAAGCAAUACGAGGACUGGCUGCAAACUCAGGCUAACUCAAAUGGAAGAAAGUAAUUGCAGUUAUAUCCAGCUGAAGUUAUACAAGGCUUUUCAGGGGAUGAACCAAGCAGAGGACCUUGCUAUAAUUGGUAGUGCUCGUUCAACCCAAGAAGAAGAGUGGGUGACCAUUCUGAUCCAGAACUGCAGUGUACAGAUUAAGAAUUGCAGUUCCUGUUGCAUGAUUCCAGUGACCCUGGAUAUACAGAUAUUGUGGACUAAGAUGGGUCUCCUGUCCAAUCCACAAGCUCAAAUAGUGGGUGUACGGUACUUUUAUCAGUGUCAACCCCUAAAGUCCCUAAGCACAGGCAUGGUGCCUUUGACAACAGUUGUUACCUUCACUGACAUGACGGAAUGGCCAGAACCUCCACGUGGUCUGCCCAAAGUACACUGGAAACUCCCGUUUGACUUUUUUUUUCCAUUCAAGAUGGUCCUGAGUAUUGAAAGAAGUUACAGAGAUGAUUUGACUGCCUACUUUGUUGUGAUUCUAAUACUGUCUAGUAUUCUCUGCUUUUGAAGAGAGUCAAAUAGAUGGGACCUGUACUUAAAGUUACGUGAAUUUAUACAUUUGUAUACUUUUUUGUAAACUUUUUUCCUCAGAUUCUUAUACUGUCUAUAAUAUCUUCUGUUGAUGGAUUAAUUCACGUGACUACUUUCUGUCCUGUGUCCUCUCAUUCUCCUGUUCUCCAUAUAUACAAUCUUUAAAGUGAAA
Molecule: messenger RNA, 4992 nt
Organism: Gallus gallus (chicken)
Lineage: Eukaryota; Metazoa; Chordata; Aves; Galliformes; Phasianidae
Gene: TCTN3
Product: tectonic family member 3
Exons: 12
Coding region: 3682-4797 (371 amino acids)
Biological process (GO): smoothened signaling pathway; cilium assembly
Source: RefSeq, a predicted model, not a curated record